Molecule: messenger RNA, 3609 nt
Organism: Scleropages formosus (Asian bonytongue)
Lineage: Eukaryota; Metazoa; Chordata; Actinopteri; Osteoglossiformes; Osteoglossidae
Gene: mok
Product: MOK protein kinase
Exons: 12
Coding region: 393-1706 (437 amino acids)
Biological process (GO): protein phosphorylation
Molecular function (GO): ATP binding; protein kinase activity
Source: RefSeq, a predicted model, not a curated record
CGUUCCACGUGGCUGUCACCCCGAGGCACGCGCCGAUAAUGCUCCACACAGGUGCACGUGUUUCGGCGUAAUGGCGCAAUUUUGGCUCUUCGGGGUCUCAAGUGUCCCUUCAAUUUAUUGACUAUUCCUAGUCAACUAAGUCCGACCCAAAGUGCCGUGAACGUCCGGAUUGAGCACGUAAAGUACACAUUUGUGGUCUCUGCGGAAGGUCAGGGUUGAGGCGUUCCUGGUUGCCAUGGAGACAAGCGCAACAUGGCGAGUUCUUGCGCCAGAUCGAACGCCGCCUUUGACACUCGGUUCCACUGUAACAUGUGAAGGUUACGCGGGCUAUGCACAGCUUCUACUAUUAUGGGUUGUCUGCACACAUGUCGUACCGAUGAACUCACGGAGGAAUGGAAGAUUACAGGAUGAUCGAGAAGAUCGGCGAAGGCACCUUUUCCCAAGUGCUCAAGGCGCAGAGCCUCCGCGACGGACGUUUCUACGCGUGUAAGAUCAUGAAGCAGCCGUUCGACAGUGUGGAGCAGGUGAACAAGCUGCGGGAGGUCCAGGCGAUGAAGCGGCUCAGUCCUCAUCCGAACAUCAUUCAGCUGCAUGAGAUCAUCUUCAACAAAGAAACUGGAUCUCUUUCCUUGAUAUGUGAGCUAAUGGACAUGAACAUCUAUGAGUUCAUACAAGGUCGACAGUAUCCGUUGCCUGACAGCAAAGUCAAACAUUACAUGUACCAGUUAUGCAAGUCACUGGAUCACAUGCACAGAAAUGGGAUUUUCCACAGAGACGUAAAGCCAGAGAACAUUCUUAUCAGACAGGAUGUGUUGAAACUGGCUGACUUCGGCUCCUGCCGCAGCAUGUACUCUCAGCCGCCCCAUACGGAGUACAUCUCCACCCGCUGGUACCGGGCCCCCGAGUGCCUCCUCACAGACGGCUACUACUCCCACAAGAUGGACGUGUGGAGCGCGGGCUGCGUCUUUUUUGAGAUAAUCAGCCUCAACCCUCUGUUUCCUGGAACAAACGAGUUGGACCAGGUUUCCAAAAUCCACGAUGUUCUCGGAACACCGGACUCCAGCAUUCUACAUAAAUUCAAGCAGUCACGGGCCAUGCAUUUCAACUUCCCCCCACAGAAAGGCUGUGGCCUCUCCUGCCUUGUACCACAAUGCUCGGCAAUCGCCCUGUCACUCCUCUACCAAAUGCUGAAAUACGACCCAGAGGAGCGCAUCGGUGCCGAGGACAUGCUGCAGCACCCCUACUUGCGUGACUUGCGGCUGGCCGAGAAGAGAAUUUCGAGCUUGUGUAGGGUCACUGGGACCGCCAAGGGGUGCGAGGCAAGCGGGGCAGCCAGCUCUAUGGACCACCUGUGGCGGAUUGCACGGCAAGGAAGGAAACAGCACCAUGGUAAACAUGCUGCCGAACCCUUGAUCAGAUGCAAGGGCCCACUCUAUCCUGCUGAAUUACCGAAGCUGAACAUAAUCAUCCCCGCAACCAAGAUGUCCUCAUUUCCUGUAACCUCCCUACCGCCUCUCCCCGGCACUCAUCGUGGCUCCCUGCCUGCUUUCACUUCCAAAAUAUGCCACUCACAGCUGUCUAAGGUUGUCUCCUCAAUAACCCUACAAAUCCAAGUUGUCCAGCCAGGCUGCCAGAUGCUCUUGUCCCCUAUUGCAGCCUGUGUGUCACACCAUGCCACUAUUCCAAGCGCACUCUCUUUAAAAUAGCUGACCAGGUCAAGCUAUCUGCAAGACCCCACCAAAUGCCCCCUCCAGUCUGAACCAGGGUCGCAACAUGACGGAACCUCCUCCUGCCACACCUGACAUAACUAGUUUAAUGAACGUUGCCACUUGCAAGUGACAAGUUGGCCACACGAUGCAACCACCCCAAACUGAGUGGCAUCUUAGAGAAUAAAAUGGUUAUUUUGAAAUUGUGAACCCAUGUUUGGAUUAAUAAAUUUGGUUGAAUCUGCUACAAAUAACCGAGUUGGGACAAGUCAGCCCUUUAAACCCUGCUUUACUUUGAAGUUAGGAGGAACUUGUUACUCCUGCAUCAGCAUUUCCAGGUGGGUAGGAAGCUGAGGAUUGACAUGACAUUCAGUUAAUUCAAUUUAAUUUAUUUUUAUAGAGAGAAAGAAAACAUGGCAUGAGGUGGGACUAAAAGAUCUCCAUGUCUGUACCAAUUCUCCCUCGAUGAAAACAGAGGUGAAGUUCGGCAGGGAGAAAGAUUUUAAAUUGAAAAUUCAUGGUGGUGUGGUUCUACUCCCCAACACUGAGGGUUUGUUCUCAAAGAAACCACACUGCAACUGUGGCAUUUUUUUAAAAUAAAGUUUUUAGUUUGGGUUAACACCCCUACUGUCUUGCCGGUAUCUUCCAUCUCUGCGGGGCCAGCAACGCCAUUGCUGCAAAGAAGCAACAUCUAUUUGACAACUGUGUCUAGAACAUUCAUGAGAUUCAUAUACUACAGGAGAACUUUGAUCAGUUUCAGUUAUAAGAGAGGAACACACUAUAUUCUUGAAUUUCAGUAACAGGUAAAGGCAAACCGGUGGAGGAUACCAUGAACAUGUCAAAUUAUUUGCAUACUAAAAGGGGGUCAGACAGGUGUCUCAUAUCAAAUGUUACAUGAGCACAUAAAUUGCAAGCAGAAUAUAAUGACCAUGAACAUUUUUCCCCGACACCCUCUUUGACACAAUUACGUACCACUGGCCCUGGUGUAAUUUUUGUCAGCCCAGCCCUACUCCAGUGAGGAGUUCACACCUUGAAGAGCUUCACAAAGAUUAGAAGUGACAAACAGCAGGUACAGUAAAACUGUUUUAAUAGUGUCACACGGAAAAGUUCCUAGCGUGGAACCUUGAACCUACUUGUUCCUAGUGGAUGCUACUUCACGUUACAUAGAAUAGCAUUGCUGAUGUUAAGUAAAAUAUGAAUUCUUAUUUUUAGUCUGACAGACUUCCUGAGCUUCAACUUGCAGGCUUGUACUGUUCCUUUGCCUGACUGGAGAACAUUUUAUGAAUUCUUAACAUUAAGUAUAUGCAUUUUUCCUUGGAGAGAAGAGCUUCUGAUAUAAAGAGAUCUCCUAUACCAAACAUUUAAUUAAGAAAAAUACAUCUGGAUGAUCUAUUUGUACAACAGAAAGGAACAAAAAACUGUAUAUUCAAGAUUGUUUUAAUAUUAAUAUGUAUAUUAUUCUGCAUUAGAAAUAUCACUAUUUUCCUUUAAUGAACACAAACUUCCACUAGUUUAAUGAUCAUUUGUUUUGCCCCACCAAUCACUGAAUUACAAUAUUAUACAUAUAAUACAGAGUAGAUUUUAAUCUGAAACAAUAUUAAAAUAAAUGCUCAAUAGAUACAAAGAUUUUUAUUAUUUAAUAUUUUCUCCACCUUAUAGCUGUCUGGGAGUCCUUGUACACCCCACAACUUGUAAAGCCAUUCUCUUCUAACAAACUAUUAAGUGCAACAAUUUUUCUUUUUUCUUUAAAAAAAACAAUGAUUGCAGCAUCCAGCUAUCAGAUUCAAAAUUUCAAGUCUAAAAAUAAUGACUUGCCAUAGCCCAAGUGCAUCCAGGACCCCUCUAGACUGUUUUAUGCUUUUUUCCUCUUUUUUGUUCCAUUAUAGUAGUUAUAAAACAAAGA